AUGCUGGUUUUCCUUCAUAAAGAAUCAAUUGGCAUGUAUAGGGUGCCACUGGGACGAAUUGGAGACAAGGGCAUUAUAAUGAGUGGACAGCCAAAAACAGAACAAGUAGUGCGCAAAUUUGUUUGGUGCCAGUGGGACACCACACAGCAGCGUUUACAUUAUAUAGAGAACGUCAGGUCAGAGGUCAAUGGUGAACCUCAAAUUACGCAGAAGUUGUCCACUAUACAGUUCAGAAGUAUGGGCAAGUAUGAAAAUAUGAUUGACAUCCCAAUAAAUUUCCCAUUUCCAUACAUCAGAACAGCCGAUAAGCCACACUAUGGAGAUAUACCACUGUAUCCUGGAAUUCCAGAGCUGACAGUGAAUGUAGCUGUGCUGACGCAGCCGAGCGGAGCCUUCUGCCUCUGCUACCACAAGCAGAUUAAUCAUUCUAAAGAAAAAGCUACCCAUCAGAGUCUGAGCUCCAGUCAAGAUGUAGAGUACUAUAUAAGUAUGAUACACCACGCAAAAACUCUAUAUGGGUGUGUGUCUAACAUUCCAAAAGAUGUUGCAAUACAAAAACGACUUGUAUUUUCAUGGUUGGGCAGUUACCUGGUGGUGAUGCUUCCUGGCUACUUUCUGCAUCUGUUGAACGUGAGCCCCAGCUUUGAGCCAUGCCAUCAUAUAUUACUUCAUGCCCAGAAAAGCUACGAUAAGUCAGUGUCAGUGAUUUCCUUUGGGAGUUCUGAUGCUGAUCUGUCACAGACUAAUUUUUCAUCACACUUUGUGAUUCCAGUGUUCUCUGAUCAUUGUGUGGCUAUGAAGACCUUGCUGCCGUCCCAGCAUUUAUAUGACUAUAGAAGUGGUUGCCUGAUGAAGCUUGUUCUCAAUACUGAUUUGAUGAUUGAAAGUUUUCGCAAUGCCUACUGGGAAACCCAGCUGGCCAUUCUCCAUUACCUGCUCCUUCACAACAAAGAUCCACUGGCUGUUAAAAUGCUUUUUGAUGUUGUAACUGAAGACCUGAGUAACUCGGAGGUUAACAGCAUGUUCUCAGAGUAUCUGAUAGCUUCAACAUUUGCAGAGAUGAAGAAACAAGUUGACAGAGAAGUUCUAAACCUGCUGUCAUUCACAUUUACACAGACACUCCGUGGACAGGUUGAGAAGAACCACACUGGACAUAGAUUGGCUCACAUUUCAUACAACUCUCUGGAAAUUAUAAACCUGAGUAAGAAGUGGUUGAAAGAAAGUAAAUCGAGAGCAGUUGAGGACUUUUGGGGUGUUCUCUUUCGGCGCUUGCGACUACAACAACAAAAAGUGCCUCCCAGAUUUUCACACGAUUCUGUUAUGACUCAUUUUUUGAUGGAACCUAUUCUGUCAAGCUGUGGUGGACGCAGCAAACUGGACCUAAGCCUUGGUCCAGCUCCUGUGUUUUUGCAGACCCAGAUACAGAAUUCCAAAAUUUUCAAGAGACGAUUAUCCAUUCUUACUAAAGAUAUGCUCACCAAGCACCUGACCAGCUACCUAAGUAAAGAGUCCCAGUCUAAAGCCAAAAAUGUAGCUUCAGAAUAUUUGCAUUGCCAGGCCAAAAUUUCACGCCAGUUGUGCCAUCUGAUUUGGAGUUUGCGUGGCCAUCAUUUGUCUUAUCAGGAUAAAUUCCUCCCUAAUCUGGAGACACCUGGCACAGACAAAGAAUAUGAACUGUUUCAACUGUAUGAAAGAUUCUACCUCACUGUUGGAGAUUUAGGCUUUCCUUUACCACCGGGUUUCAUCAGCUUUUUUACUUCUCUGGGAUUCAAGUGUCUGGAACUUCACUUGUUUUUUCAGUAUGUUGACAGAUACAUUUUGACUCUAACUCCAGAUUUUAUUCUGCAGCUUUUGGAAGAUCUUCAUGACGAGGCUGAUGAAGAGGUGCCAUUUAUCAAGUUUCAAGUCAUUUCCCGCCUGCCCAAGCCUAUUGCAGAAGAGUGCUUUGAACGGUGGAACCACCCAAUAAUGCAACAAAGGAAGGCAAGACAACAAGUCACUCAGAUUCUCCUUCAGGGGUUCAGGGCUUCUCUUGGACACUGGGUUAAUCUGAAAACUAAAACUGGGCUUAGCUACCUAUAUGGCAGAUACACAUCAAUGGAUACAGUUGAUGACAACAAAGUCUUCCCACCGCUGGACACACUAAUGAAACAUCUUCAAACUGUGGUCUCAGGUAUGACUCCAACAAGACCAAUCUCUUAUGACACUAAUCUGAUAGAAAAUAUGGCACUAUUCAACACCAAGACCAAGACAACGUUUUGA
Candidula unifasciata is the source of this 2262-nucleotide messenger RNA. NCBI's taxonomy places the organism in Eukaryota, Metazoa, Mollusca, Gastropoda, Stylommatophora, Geomitridae. The record is from the annotation of a GenBank genome assembly.